AUGUCCAGAGACAAAUACCAGCGUAUCUUGUCCAAGUCUCCCAGCAGAUCGUUGACCAACGGCAUGGGGUACCAUGAGUGCGUCAAACUGUUUACCAACCGGUGGCCAAUGAAGUGCCUGAUGUCGACGCAAUUCCUGAUUAUCGCAACGAUCGAUGAC
Messenger RNA from Aphanomyces astaci, 159 nucleotides. RefSeq lists its product as hypothetical. The transcript has a single exon. The annotation marks the transcript as partial. The record is from RefSeq and is a predicted model, not a curated record. NCBI's taxonomy places the organism in Eukaryota, Oomycota, Saprolegniomycetes, Saprolegniales, Verrucalvaceae.